Micromonas pusilla CCMP1545 is the source of this 734-nucleotide messenger RNA. RefSeq lists its product as uncharacterized. NCBI's taxonomy places the organism in Eukaryota, Viridiplantae, Chlorophyta, Mamiellophyceae, Mamiellales, Mamiellaceae. The record is from RefSeq and is a predicted model, not a curated record. The coding region runs from base 1 to 486 and encodes 161 amino acids. The transcript has a single exon.
AUGAAUCUUAUAGAACGUCAGGUCCGUCGCCGUGAACGAGGCGCUCAUCGAACGGAAGCUGACGCACGAUCACAUCACGGACGUCGAGUUUCUCGAGAUUCUCGUCGAGCACGGCGUGUCGACGAACGAGGAACAGAUCGAAAUCUCAGACGCGCUCGAGAAGGCUGGCAUCAUCCUGCGUCUGCACGGCGUCGUGUACCUCGACGCCGCGGAGAUCACGAAAGAGGUCGUGCGCAUGUUACCGCGCGUCCCCGCGCGCGUGUUCGGGCUCACCCAGGAAGAGCUCGCGCAGUUGGAGCUCGAUCACGACGAGAUGAAAAACGAGUACGAAAAAGCGGUGCAGUCGGCGCGGUUCAAGACGAACGGCGUCGUCGCCGUCGGUUUCCUCGCCAUGGUGUUUCAGCUCGGGGUGUUAUUGCGGCUGACGUAUUUCGAGCUGUCGUGGGACGUCAUGGAGCCGAUAGCGUUCUUCCUCGGGAUGCUUAACAGCUUGCUCAUGUACGUGUACUUCAUAUUCAACCGGAAAGAUUUCUCGCUUCGCGACUGGACCAAGAGCUUGGAGGAGAAAUACAAGAAGAAGAUGGGAAAGUCAAACGAGGCGAGGUAUAAGAUGUUGAGUCGGCGGUUACGGCGGUGACCGCGGGGGUGACCGCGGGGUCGCCUGGGGUUCGUAGCGUUGCAGGUUGACAACACUAGACUAACUUACAUCUAAUCUAAUUUACACCUGCAAGUAA